UCGUGAACAAGACACUUAAUUUUGAAGAGUCACGAUUUUUCAGCUUUUAGAAAAGACUCGAGUGGCUCUUGUAUCCUCUUUUGUUCCCAGACAUGAAAUCCAUGACAUUUUCAUCUGUAAGGAAUACACGUGCUUUCCCGAGAAGCCUGGUCGGGAGGGGCCUCCUUGGGAGGGGUGUCUCAACGAAGGAGUUGGAUGUUAUGAAAGGAGAUCGAGAGCGUGUAGUUAUUCUAGGCUCAGGCUGGGCUGGUUUUGUUCUAUCACGGCAACUAGACAAGAAGAAGUUUCAACCCGUUGUGGUCUCUCCCAGAACGUACUUCGUCUUCACUCCCUUGCUUGCGUCAACAGCCGUUGGCACCCUCGAGUUCCGGACGACUCUUGAGUCUGUUAGAGCUCGUUCUGCCGGUGUAGAGUUCUUCCAGGGCUGGGCGGACGACGUUAAUUUCAACGAAAAGAGGGUCCUUAUUGAAGACGCUACUGUGAGGAGGCCGCUGCAGCUUUCCGGGAAAGCAUUUCAUGCUGCGAGCCUCGCCGAAGCAGAUCAAUCUCAACGGUCCAAGAAGAAAGGUCAAGUGUUUGGUUUGACGUAUGACAAGCUUGUCAUCGCUGUAGGAUGCUAUAGUCAGACAUUUGGAACUCCUGGCGUCAAGGAAAAUGCUUUCUUUCUGAAGGAUGUCGUUGAUGCGAGGAAGAUUCGGAAGCGGAUUCUCGAAUGCUUCGAAACCGCUGCUUUACCCACAACUUCAGACAAGCUGCGAGACCAGCUCUUGAACUUCGCCGUCGUUGGAGGAGGCCCCACCGGCGUUGAAUUCGCCGCCGAGCUGUUUGACCUCUGUCAUGAGGACCUCCGAAAGCUCUACCCCACCCUAAUUCCCCAUAUAAAAAUAACAAUCUACGACGUAGCUCCCAAGAUCCUGCCCAUGUUCGACAGUUCGCUCGCCGAAUACGCACUCAACCUUUUCCGCCGUGAUGGCAUCCAAAUCAAGACCGAACACCACAUAGAAGAGUUACGUCCAGGGCUCCCUGACUCCUCAAAUCCAAACACUGACGGCGGGUGCUUUACUUUAAAGACCAAGGAAGAUGGAGAAGUAGGAGUGGGGAUGUGUGUCUGGUCAACCGGCCUGAUGAUGAAUCCCUUCAUCCAAAAUGCUCUUGAUGACGUUCAUACGUACCCUACAGCCUCAGCUCACCUCUCGAAUCAACUCGAAGACCCCUCAGCACAGAAAUGGUCUCUCAAACGCCACCCCAAAUCCGGAGGCCUGAUGGUAGAUGACCAUUUCCGCGUAAAGCUUGUCCCACGAAACGGUUCUCAACUCACCGCUCCCCUCGACUCGAGUUCACCAGAAGCAACAAUGCAGGACGUGUUCGCCUUGGGCGACGUCGCAGUCUUGGAGAAAGCACAACUACCAGCAACGGCUCAGGUAGCCAACCAGGAAGCCAAGUGGCUUGGUAAGAAACUCAACAAGGGGGAUAUUCAAGGCCAGGGUGAGGGAUUUAACUUCAAGAAUCUGGGUGUGAUGACCUAUCUGGGGAAUAUGAAGGCUAUCAUGCAGGCGGAAGGUGGAACGGAGGUCAAGGGGAGAAUGGCGUGGUUGAUUUGGAGAGGAGCCUACCUCACGCAAACAGUUAGCUGGAGGAACAAAUUGUUGAUUCCAAUUUAUUGGUCGAUCAACUGGAUUUUUGGACGGGACAUCUCAAGGUUUUAGAGCGGGAGUUGAAGCAUGAAGUUUAUACAAAAUGAUAAGACCUUGGUGGUUUGCUCUAUGUGUCUAAUUGAACGAUUCUUCUCAGUACUUGACUCAACUGAAUCCUUGUAGCACAAUCACAAACCAUUCUGCCAAGAGUCCUCCCGACACAUUUCAUCCCAACCAUCCUUUUAUCCAUCGCUUUUCCCCAUGUCAUCA
This is a messenger RNA of Hyaloscypha bicolor E, 1904 nucleotides long. RefSeq names its product FAD/NAD(P)-binding domain-containing protein. The transcript has 7 exons. The record is from RefSeq and is a predicted model, not a curated record. Gene Ontology annotation, molecular function: NADH dehydrogenase activity. Bases 93 to 1706 code for a protein of 537 amino acids. Lineage: Eukaryota; Fungi; Ascomycota; Leotiomycetes; Helotiales; Hyaloscyphaceae.